GUGUUCAUUGCUUACGUUCUUCAGAGACCUUUGCCGGACCCUCGCCAUUCCUAGCCCUGAAUCAAUGCCAUACAGUUGACCGCUUUCGACCCUGGGCUCCUGAGACAUUGUAACUCAGUUUCGUGGAAGCUGAGGCCACAGCACUCCUGUUGGACCCACCUGCUGGCAGUCUCAGUGCAUUACGCCAUGUGUAAAUCGUCUAAGGGCGUCCCCCGUGUUUCCAAAAAUGAACAUACUAGAGAAGUUCGUCAGAGGCGUUUUCAAUGUGAUGUCUGGGAUAUAUAACACUUGAAUUGUAAGCAUUCGCGGUCUCCCAAUCCUAACCACACGUCGAACACACGAUGGCACCAUCAGCUAUAUACGAAGAAUCGGACAACAUCAACGGAUCCCAAGUGUUCCAAAGGCCGAAGUUUGAUUUACUCCGCCCUCCCGUCAAUCCCACAAAGAAUGACAUACGAUCACUACCAGACCUGAUUGAUUUCAAUUCAAGAUUCAAUCCGGACCACGUCUUUGCACUCCAAGAGGAGCGCUCAAAUGGUAAACAUGAGAAAUUCGCAGAAAUCACAUUUCGCACAUUGAGGAACCUUGUUGAUGAAGGCGUCCACUGGAUACAACAACAUGUCCCUGGCGCUCAGUCUCCACGGACGAACUCAGAUGGCUCCAUAACGGAUAGCCGGCCAAUCGCACUGUUCCUAGGAAGUGAUCUUACACUGUUCAUUUACCUGUCUGCUCUACUACGAUUAGAGGUCCCUGUCGUUGUUCUGUCUGCCAGGCUUUCACCAGCAGCUGUGGGACACCUACUUACAAAGACGAACGCACAAGCGAUCAUCACUUCCAGUCGUACCAGCAAGGUUGCUGAAGAGGGUAUUGCAGCUAUGGAAUCUCAUGAAACACUUGAGACUCUCACAGCUGCACCCUAUCAGUUCUUCUUGGAGGCUGCAGCACUCUCUGUGAACGAGCGCAGGGAGUCUUGGGGUCCUAGCAAAACUCUCAGAGAGGACAACAGACACGCCAUCUACUUCCAUUCGUCUGGUACCACUGGUCUACCCAAGCCUAUCGGACUUACUCAGCGAUGGCUUCUCGGCUUUGCUGCCUGCCACACUCUCAAGCCCAGUGAAUGUGAAGGCGUCAUGCUCUCUACUCUUCCAUUGUACCAUGGCUUUGGCCAACUCGCACCAACUGUCAGUCUAUCAACCGGCAAGACAUGCUGCUUCCCAUCGGCGUCAAUCAUUCCAUCGGCAAGCUCAACUGUCGAAUUAUUAAGUCGUACCAAGGCGAAUGCCCUUAUGACAGUUCCCAACAUUCUGGAGGAGAUCUCACAGAAUUCCGAAGGGAUGUACGAAGCUCUUGUACCCCUGGACUUCGUAGCUGUUGGUGGUGGAGCUAUAAAAGCUCACGUUGGCGAUUUUCUCACAGACAUGGGGAUCAGUGUUCUGAACCACUAUGGUACCACAGAGCUCGGAGCGAUCGCGCCUUUGUUCGUACCAGAUUCGUCAUACGAUUGGCACUAUAUCAAAAUCCGGAAGGAUCUAGGCCUUGAACUCAAGCGUGCAGAUGCCGAGGGUGAAGAAGGAGAGUUCUGGAAGCUUGUUGGGCAGCCAUUCGGCUGGCCUGAUGAGUUUGAGAUCCAAGAUCUUCUGAUCAAAAAUCCAAAUGCGAAGGGAGAGGAGGUAGAGGUCAAAGUGCUUGGUAGGAAGGACGACAUGAUUGUUCUUGCUACGGGAGAGAAAGUGUCGCCACAGCUUCUCGAACAAGCUCUAAACUCCUGUGAUCAAGUCAAAACGGCUGUCGUCUUCGGACAGCACCGAGAGGAAAUUGGGAUCAUGAUCGAGCCGCUAUCAGCUGUCCCCGAGAGCGGCCGUGAAGAAUUUAUCAACACUAUUUGGCCGAUCGUCGAGAAGACCAACCUGGUUAUGGACCGACACGCCCGUAUCACAAGUCGCAGUGCAAUAUUUCUUAAGCCUGAGGACAAAGUCAUUCCACGCUCCGACAAAGGCUCAGUCAUGCGAAACGAAGUCUUGAGAGUCUUUGAAAACGAAAUCAAUGAAGUCUAUGAAAGACUUGAGAACGAAGGAUCUUCCGUCACUUCCUUCAGCCUUGAUGCCAGCAAUCUGGAGCAGAGCGUCAAAGACGUCAUCCACAUUGCAUGGGAAGGAAGGCUCUCUAAAGAGUCCCUUGACGCCGACGUAGACUUCUUCGAGGCAGGUAUGGACUCAUUGGAAGCGACGCGCGUAGCUCGCUUGUUGAAUGGUGCUGUCAAUAAGGAGCAAUUUGCUGGCCUUACCACUCCUGCGAAGCCAGAUACGAUCUACCGCAAUCCUACAGUCAGCAAACUGGCCAAAGCACUUACCGCUGGAGCUGGACAGGCAUUAUCCCGCGAAGAGCGUAUGAACGCUGCUCUCAGUCGAUUCAACAACGAAAUCGACGCUAUCCCAAGCAGCAGUGGUGCUGUUGUUCUCAUCACUGGCUCGACUGGUAAUCUUGGCACAAAUCUUCUUGAGCAGCUAUGUCGCAACCCUACCAUUUCGCGCGUUGUCUGCCUCAACAGGCGCGAUCCUAAGGGCUCCAUCGCAAAUGCUAUCGACCGUCAGUAUAAGGCUUUCGAGUAUCGUGGUAUGGAUAUGCCCAAAGAAUCCUGGAACAAAGUAGAGAUCAUGCAAGCCGAGACUGGGAAGGACCACCUUGGACUUCCUGAGCAGGACUACACCCGUCUCGUGAGCAGCGUAACUCACAUUAUCCACAGUGCUUGGCCUAUGGACUUCCAGCGGGCCCUGGAGUCCAUGGAGUCUCAGAUUCGUGCUGUGUAUAACUUUAUCGAAUUUGCGGUCAAGAUUCACACAGUCCGACCAGCUGUUCGUCCUAAGCUCAUCUUCACCUCCACCAUCGCUGUUUGCGCGCGAUAUCCCGGCAACGUCCUUCCAGAGAUCUCGAUUGAAGAUCCUUCCUACACGGCGCCAAUGGGAUAUGGCGAAGGCAAAUGGGUAUGUGAAAGGAUGCUCGAGCAUGCCGUGAAGACCCACGGACAGAGCUUCCAGCCUGCAAUUCUGCGUCUUGGCCAGAUGAGUGGCACAACGACUGCUGGCCACUGGGCCAAGGACGAACAUUUCCCGCAGCUUCUGAAGGCCUCGCAGAUUAUUGGUCGAAUGCCGGCUCUCCAUGGUACCUAUUCCUGGCUCCCGAUGGAUGUCGCCGCCCGCACUAUCAUCGACAUCACCCUAGAUGAAACAUCUCCUACCGUCAUUUACCACGUGGAAAACCCGGUCCGUCAAUCAUGGGAAGAACUCGUGCCUGAGCUGGCCCAACGACUCGGCCUCCCCUCCAAGACUCCUAUUCCUUUUGGUGAUUGGCUUGAGCAGGUCUUAGCCAACGGCUCGGUGUCGAACCUUGAGGAGUUCUUCAGUGGCGAGUUCGAGAAGCUGUCUGGUGGCGGCCUUGUUCUGCAUUCAAAGGAGACUCAGGCCGUCUCUAGUAACCUACGCGAGUUCGGCCCGGUGGGUUUGGACCUGCUUGACAAGUACUUGGCAUCCUGGAGGAAGCACGGUGUGUUCCACUUCCUCUUAUUCCUUACAAGCCCGGUAGCCACAACCUUUUCCUCUAUCCUUUGAUCAUGUAUAUCACAGAACGCCCUACCAAUUGCGCAAAUUUCCCUUGUAAUUCUCAUGCUGGCUACUACAUGUAUACCUGAGCGAGUGACGCAUCUCCUUGAGCAAGGGCUCGUCGAAUGUCGGAGAUACUCCGCCAGAGAUCUGAGGGUACUAGGUAUCUCCUUGUACCUGUACUCGGGUCCCCGGAGCCAAGUUUAGCG
Molecule: messenger RNA, 3805 nt
Organism: Pseudovirgaria hyperparasitica
Lineage: Eukaryota; Fungi; Ascomycota; Dothideomycetes; Acrospermales; Acrospermaceae
Product: acetyl-CoA synthetase-like protein
Exons: 6
Coding region: 342-3605 (1087 amino acids)
Source: RefSeq, a predicted model, not a curated record